AUCCACCGGGCGCAUUCGGCGACCGUCCAUCCACGGUCACCGGGCGCAUUCGGCGACACACGUGUGUGCUAUUGGUGCUAUGCAUGCCUGCAAUUUCGCUGAUAUUCAGUUAAAGACCUCGGCACUUGAAGAAAAGUGGUCAGUGUCCCUAUUCCUGUGAGCUUGUGACAUCGAAUAAGAAUGCAGAAAUGCCAGGAACGCAUUUUAGAUGAAUUUGAAACGGUAAAAAAGAGAGAGCAUGAACUCCAAGUCAAAAAAGAAGAGCUGUUGCUUAUGAGAAAAGUGCAUGGUGAAGACAUCAAAGAAAGGGAGAGGAUUAUCACCGCAGCCAGAGAGAAUCAACCUGGUGUACAAGGAAAGAAAAUGUUUGAUGAAGUAUUUAGACUUGUUGAUAGCUGCUAUCAUCUACAGCUCUUGAUUUGUGAACUCGAAGAACAACUUGCAUUUGCAAAAGAUUUGUGUGAAGAAAAGGACAGUAUUUCUUUACUUAAAGGUCUAACUGAAGCCCAAGAUGCUCCUGAAAAUAUGGACCCAUCAAGCAUGCUAUAUGCCUGGUAUCAACAGAUGAAGAAACAUGUUCAGGAUAGGAUUAGCCAACAGUACCACUGUGUGGAUGAAGAUUAUUUCUACAAUGUCAGACUGCCCUCAGACAACCAAGGAAGAGAAGGAAGGUGUGCGCCAACAAGAUUGACCUUUUUGACAAGACACAGCGGCUACUGCCUUCAUCUCACUAUAGAAGAAACUAGGUCCACAGAUGGGAUUCAAUCCACUCCCCACUAUGCUUUCACAUCGGACAUCCACCUUGAAGGGUUAGAGUUGAAAGGUCAAGAGUACCUAGGAAGGGGUCGUACUGCCCAAGAUUUCAUCAUGGAAGUUGUGUGGCCAUUAAUGGAUGAAAAUAUCUCUCUGUGAGAAUGCCUCCACCGUUUGAUGGAAAAUUCAACAAGCGUACUCGACGGUCGUACGAGGGAGCAUUUUAUGAAACGUGUAAUUUUCACUGAAUGCUGUUGAAAGCUACUGCAAAAUCCUUGCUUCUGAUUGGUGGAGAGCAAAUUGGUCAGUGAAAAUCACCAACUAAAAUAUCACUGACAAAACCUGCAGAGGAGUUGGAAGACAGAACUGCGCUUCCAGAGUUCCACCGAGAUGGCCCUUCAAUAAGUAAAGUGAGGGCCAUCUGAUAUGGCCAUAUGAAUAAAGAUAAGAUAUUUGUAUAGCACACUUAUCCACCUUGUCAGGUGCUCAAGGCAUUCCGUUAUUACCUCGGCCAUUGCUCACAGCUUUUUUUUUUUUUUAGGAAUUCAUGCCGGUUCCCAUUUACCCCACCUAGGUUGAGUGCAGCACAUUGUGGAUUAAUUUCAUGCUGAAGGAAAUUGUGCCAUACCCACGAUCCUCUGUUUCAAAGUCCGGAGACUAAUCCAUAAUGCUCCAAACCAACCUGUGUGCUAUCCAUGUCAAGAGGUUUACCAUCAUGCUAAAAGAUAAUUCAUGAAACUCACCCGAGGACUGGCAGCAAACGCAUGGCAGAAGCAAUUUGUUCUCUCUGCAGAUCAGUUGCUAAACAUACUGUUUUUCUAACAUAUCACAAUAUGUUGAGGGAAAUCAUGAUUGAGAUCACAGUCAAGAUGAGGUUGGUAUCUAAGUUUGAACAGAUUUGGUUUAAUUGCGAUAAAAGCCAAGUCUGUGAUGCAUUAGCGGUGUUGCUCAUCCAUUGAUGCAACAAGGACCUAAUCAUCUUGGGUGUUGAUCCUUCAACAUUGGGGGUUCGGUGCCAAAUGCACUAAUCAUUCACCAAAGCGAGAAACAGUUACAAAACACAGUUCCAAAUGUGCGAUGUAUUUACAACGUUUAAAUGCAGAUCACCUCUUGCGGCUACCUCACGUGUGUGUGUGUGUAUGCAAUUCAGCUAGUGGUAAUUCAGCAAGUGUAUUCAGCAAGUGGUUUGAAUGAAAACAAUAAAGAAAAUGAAUACAAGAAUUAAGAUACUGGUACUUAAUUAUAAAAAUUUUAGUAAAUAUAAAAGUAAACAGUUAAUACAAUUUAUAUACAACUCAUAUCAAUGCAUAUAAUAGUUGACUGUUAUCAACACAUUGGAAUAAAAUCCUAAUUAUUCAUAUCUCCGACUUAAUUUGGGAAACAUAUCAUGGUAAAUGUCAAUAACCUGAAGCUGUGGAAUUAUUGUUUAAGUCAAAUAAAAUAACCCAUAAACGCGUAAUAAUAUGAUUAUAACUCACUAACAACGGAGAAGAGUAUUCAAUUAAUACCUAAUACACUAGUUGUGAUAAACUGAUAUAUUACUGCUGAAACAAUUCUUAUAUGUAAAGAUAAUAUGAAAUAACUCACCAACUGUUAGAUCCCUAUUAACAAUAGCUUAAUCAGGAUUGCUCUCUUUAAAAGUCUAACCUCUCCUCUUAAGAGUGACUUCGAACACAAUUAAUAAUGCUCCUGCUUGAACCCAGUAUAAAAAGUGCGCCUUGGAAUAGAAUAUUUCUAGAUAGAUGGCGCUAUAUAAAUGCCUAUUAUUAUUAUUAUUAUUAAAUGCAUCUUCUUUCACACAGAGAAUUAUGGGAAAGUUACACCCUUUGGCCACUGCGCUGGUCAUCGAAUCUGUCACUACCUAAACUUAUUUAUACCCGAUUAGACACUGUUAUAUCCUUCUUAUGAAUAUUCAUGAGUA
Messenger RNA from Lytechinus variegatus (green sea urchin), 2674 nucleotides. RefSeq lists its product as uncharacterized. NCBI's taxonomy places the organism in Eukaryota, Metazoa, Echinodermata, Echinoidea, Temnopleuroida, Toxopneustidae. The coding region runs from base 181 to 912 and encodes 243 amino acids. The transcript is spliced from 6 exons. The record is from RefSeq and is a predicted model, not a curated record.